UGUCAUUGUGUCCGCCAUCGGUUUGUCGAGAGUGGCUGAGCUGUAGCUGCUAACGGCUGUGUUUGGUAACGAUGGCCGCAGGUCCGCUCUCUGUAUCAUCCACUGCAUCUACCAACAACGAUGGUAUUCUCAUCGGUGACAAAGUUUACUCGGAAGUGUACCUUACGAUAGACAACUCGCUUAUACCGGAGGAAAGGCUCUCUCCUACACCGUCGAUGCUCGACGGCCUCGACCUGAACACAGAGACCGACCUCCGCAUCCUGGGAUGUGAACUGAUUCAGUCAGCUGGAAUUCUUCUUCGCUUGCCUCAGGUGGCAAUGGCAACAGGGCAGGUUCUUUUUCAUCGGUUUUUCUACUCCAAGUCUUUCGUCAAGCACAGCUUCGAGAUUGUUGCCAUGGCUUGUAUCAAUUUGGCCUCUAAGAUUGAAGAAGCACCACGACGAAUACGAGACGUCAUCAAUGUUUUUCAUCACCUGAGACAGAUCAGAGGGAAAAAGAAUCCAAGUCCAUUGAUACUUGAUCAGAACUACAUAAAUACCAAAAACCAAGUCAUCAAAGCGGAACGCCGGGUCUUGAAGGAGUUGGGCUUCUGUGUGCAUGUCAAGCAUCCACACAAGAUUAUCGUCAUGUACCUUCAAGUCCUGGAAUGUGAGAAGAACCAGACACUGGUCCAGACGGCUUGGAACUACAUGAAUGAUAGCUUGAGGACAAAUGUCUUUGUGAGGUUCCAAGUUGAGACCAUCGCCUGUGCCUGCAUUUACCUCGCUGCCCGGGCUCUCCAGAUACCUCUGCCAUCUAGACCUCAUUGGUACCUGCUGUUUGGAGUUAGUGAAGAUGAAAUGAAAGAGAUCUGCAUCACAACCCUCAAACUCUACACCAGGAAGAAGCCUAACUACGAGCAGCUGGAGAAGGAAGUGGAGCGACGGAAGGUGUUUUUGGCAGAGGCUAAGCUAAAGGCCAAGGGUCUGAACCCUGAUGGUACCCCAGCCCUGUCCACACUGGGUGGCUUCUCUCCUGCCUCCAAACCCUGCUCCCCAAAUGUGAAAGUGGAAGAGAAGUCCCCAAAUCCCCAGGCAAUUAAAACCGUUAAGAAGGAGUCGGACAGCCGGACUCAGGUCAACAAGAGUCCACAUAAUGGGUUACGGAAGGAGGUAAAGAUCGGAAGAAACAGUAGAAGUGGAAGUCGUUCUCGUUCAAGAACACGGUCACGGUCUAGAUCCCGCUCCCCUCGAAGACAUUACAACAGCAGACGCAGUCGCUCAGGGACCUACAGCUCGCGGUCGCGUUCUCGCUCUCAUAGCCGCAGCCCAUCGCCUCGGCGACAUCAGCCAUCACCCCUCCUCCCCCACCUCAAGUCCAAGUCCAGCCAUCACAGCAAUAGUGACUCCAAGCUUAGUGGACGUCACAGCAACAGUGGAGGUGGCGGGUCUGGACACAAGAGGAAGCGCUCGCGGUCUCGGUCAAGGUCUCGCACUCCUGUCAAGGUGGACCGAGACAGGGACAGAGAAAGGGAACGGGAAAGAGACAGAGACCGCAGCUCCUUCGAUCUCUCUUCAAAGAAACACAAGCACGAGCGAGGAGUUGGACAUCGAGACAGAAGGGAGAGGGAGAGGUCUCGGUCCUACGACAGAGACAGAGAGCGUGGCCACAAGAGCAAACAUCACAGCAGUAGUGGGCACUCAGGACACAGCCGUCACCGGCGCUGAGGCACAUUGACAGACAAAUUCUGGGACUGAUGGUUACUUCAGUAUUUUCAGUUUAUGCAAAUGGAGAUCAAGUUGGACAUGUCCUUUGACUUACAGUGGCUUGUGCUCUGUAGCAGUGGGACCCCUGGUUUGUUCAUUUAAAGCAAGCUGGAUGGAAACAUGCUAAAUAAAAGUACUGACCAGAUGAUAAUGUUGACAUGUAUUUUGUUGGUGAAAAAAGAAAAGUCAACAUGCAAAGCACUCUGUAGUCACGCGACCAUGACUGACAGAACAUGUCAACCUUGUGUUUUUAGUGCAUUACAGGGCAACACUCCAAUAGCUUGGCUUUCUGGGUUUCUCAAUGCAUCCUAGAUCUGACCAAUGAUUUUUCUUUUUUUUUUUUUUUUUUUUUUGUAAUUUUGAAUCCUUAAGCCAGCCUCUAAUAUUAAAACAAAUCUAGUAUAUCCAUACAUCUACUGGGCUUUUUGACACAAACAUUUGUAAAUUUGCCAGUCAUACACCUGUAUUUUCUGCAUCGACAAAUAAUGCAGAAAUAGUAGUGCAAAAAAAAACAUUUAUCAUUAAUAAUAAAGUAUUAGUUGCUGUUUUAUGUACUCUGCAACACACCAGUACUGGUGUCUGGCAGAGAUGGCAAAAGGCUUUGCAUCUGAGAAACCCUGAAAGCCCAUUCAUUGUCAGUAAAACAGGGAAGGCGGCUAUGAAACAUCAACCCCAGGGCUUUGUCGUAUUUUUAUCCCCCAAUCCCUAACACACCUCAGAAUCAUCUAGCCUACUCUUGUAUUCUUGGUUCAACGUGUAAAGUUAUAAACUUUUGGAUAAACCCAUUUACAGUGUAAAGGAUUGAUAUCCGCUGACAAAAUGUGAACGCUUUGAUUUAUAGAAGCGAGCUGUUCAGUGGAAGGUUUGAAUAAAUGUAAAAUAAAAAAUGUCAUUCAGGAAAGAUCUAUAUGUUUGCACAUAAAGAGGUUAAUAGGCUUUUUCUUUUUUCUUUUUUUUCUGUUUUUUUAAUUCUCUACAGUUUUAAGUUGCUUAAAGUAAAUUACUGUUUUUGUUUUUUGUUUUUUUUGCCCCUCCUUCCCAACAGGGUCUUCGGAAUUGGUUAAAAAAUGUUUUAGGAUCAUUGGUUUGUUACACUGGUUUUCAGUCUGCACGUCAUGUUAAAUUUUUAUUCAUUAAUAAAUGAGUUAUGUUACA
Molecule: messenger RNA, 2900 nt
Organism: Melanotaenia boesemani (Boeseman's rainbowfish)
Lineage: Eukaryota; Metazoa; Chordata; Actinopteri; Atheriniformes; Melanotaeniidae
Gene: ccnl1a
Product: cyclin L1a
Exons: 10
Coding region: 72-1706 (544 amino acids)
Biological process (GO): regulation of transcription by RNA polymerase II
Cellular component (GO): nucleus
Molecular function (GO): cyclin-dependent protein serine/threonine kinase regulator activity
Source: RefSeq, a predicted model, not a curated record